UGUUGUUGACAAAUUAAGAAUAAAAGGGUACUGUUGAGCAACUGGAAUAGAAAAAGAAGUGAAAAUAUCAUGAAAUACUGCAACUAUAGGAAAAUCAAUUUCAGAUGACAACCCCAGUUCUCGUGCUUAUUGGCAGAAGAAAAGCUUGAUAAGCAAUGAAGCUAAGUUGUAAGAAGAUUUUUCUUUGGCGCGCUGUUCUUGUUCUGUUUUUUCAUAUAGCAAAUGCUUUAUCAGACACCAUUAAUAUCAAUCAAUCUCUGGGUGGUUCAGAAACUUUAGUUUCAAAUAAUAACAGAUUCAUAUUGGGAUUUUUUAGUCCAGAGAAUUCGACGAAUCGUUAUGUUGGUAUUAUGUUUAAUACCCAAUCACCAAGUGUUGUAUGGGUAGCCAACAGAGACAGUCCUUUACAAGAUUCUAGUGGAAGAAUAACUAUAUUAGAAGGUGGAAAUCUUGUAAUCUUGAAUGCACAUAAGAAGAGUAUUUGGUCAUCCAAUAUUUCAACAGCUGUGAGAAAUACUACUGCCCAGCUCUCAGAUACUGGAAACUUAGUUUUGAAAGACAGCUCCAGUGGGAGAACUCUAUGGGAAAGUUUUAGUGAUCUUUCAGAUUCUUUCUUGCAGUACAUGAAGCUUGGCAGCGAUAAGAGUACUAACACGACGAAUCUGCUGAAAUCAUGGAGAAGUCCCUUAGAUCCUUCUGAUGGGAGUUUCUCAGCUGGAAUUCAACCUGAAACCAUUCCCCAAAUUUUCAUAUGGAAGAAUGGCUUACCUCAUUGGCGUAGCGGUCCAUGGAAUAAACAGAUUUUCAUUGGAGUACCAGAAAUGACUUCUUUCUAUUUCAGUGGAUUUGAGCUAGUAAAUGACAACAUGGGUAGUGCCUACUUCUCCUAUUCAUAUUCAGAUCAAGGUGAUGGGAUGGUCUACUUAGUCUUGAACUCAACAGGAUCUUUGCAGCAAAAAGAACUACUAUAUGCUAGGAAGAAUGACUGGACAGUAACAUGGGCAAGUCCUGCAAAUGAGUGUGAAUUUUAUGGAAAGUGUGGGCCUUUUGGAAGCUGUGAUCCUUAUAGUUCACCAAUUUGCACUUGUUUGCAAGGGUUUAAACCAAAAAGUCAAGAGGAAUGGGGAAAAGGAAACUGGACCAAUGGAUGCAUCAGAAAGACUGCAUUACAGAAUGAAAGAAACAACUCUAACAUUGAGCAAGGUAAGCAAGAUUGGUUUUUGAGGCUGCAGUCAAUGAAAGUUCCGGAUUCCGCUAUUUGGGUAUCUUUGAAUAAAGAAGAUUGUGGAAGUGGUUGCUUGAGGAAUUUCUCCUGCAUAGCUUAUUCAUACUACAUAGGCAUAGGAUGCAUGCAUUGGGAAGGAGUCUUACUUGAUAUUCAGAAGUUCCCCAAGGGUGGGGCUGAUUUAUUCCUUCGACUUGCAUAUACUGAACAAGAUCAAAAGAAGGAACAUAAAGUAGCCAUUGGGAUCGUAGUCCCAAUUGGCUCGAUAACCAUUGCCAUUUUGGGAUACAUUUCCUGCAAACUUUUGGCUAAACAUAGAGGAAGGAAGAGAAAGAGUGAACUCUUAUCAAGCAAAUCAUUACUAACCUAUUACAAGCUAAGCUUGGUUAGAGAUAACAUCAACCAAGCUAAAUUUGAAGAGCUGCCGUUAUACAACUUUGACAUGCUAGCAAAUGCAACCGACAACUUUCACCUCUCUAACAAGCUUGGGCAGGGUGGUUUUGGUACAGUUUACAAAGGAAAAUUGCCAAAGGGACAAGAAAUUGCUGUGAAAAGGCUUUCACAGUCUUCUGGUCAGGGGCUAGAGGAGUUUAUGAAUGAGGUUGUGGUGAUUUCCAAACUUCAACAUCGUAAUCUUGUUAGGCUCCUUGGCUGCUGCAUAGAAAGAGGGGAGAAAAUGCUGGUUUAUGAGUUCAUGCCAAAAAGAAGCUUGGAUGCCUAUAUCUUUGGUUCACACCUUGAAGCAGAAGACUUCCUUGGUUGGAGUAAACGUGCAAUCAUCAUUGAGGGAAUUGGUCGAGGCCUCCUUUACCUUCAUAGGGAUUCAAGACUAAGGAUUAUCCACAGGGAUUUGAAGGCAAGCAACAUUUUGUUGGAUGAAUACCUGAACCCCAAAAUUUCAGAUUUUGGGAUGGCAAGGAUUUUUGCAGGCAACCAAGAUCAGGCCAAUACAAGUAGGGUUGUUGGAACCUAUGGCUAUAUGGCACCUGAAUAUGCAAUGGGAGGAAGAUUCUCAGAAAAAUCAGAUGUUUACAGUUUCGGAGUUUUAUUAUUGGAAAUUACAAGUGGAAGGAGGAACACUAGCUUUCACCAAGAUGAUUGUGCAUUAAGCCUUCUAGCGUAUGCAUGGAAGCUUUGGAACGAAAACAAGAUAGUCGAAUUGGUUGACCCCAAGAUAAUUGACCCGAAGCUCGAGAAGGAAAUUCUAAGAUGUGUACAUGUUGGACUAUUGUGCGUACAAGAAUAUGCAGAAGACAGACCAAAUGUCUCCACAGUUUUGUGUAUGCUCACCAGGGAAAUUGCUGAUUUACCAAGUCCUAAACAACCUGCAUUUACGACAGGACCAAGCUGUUCCAAGAAAGAUUCCUGUAGAACUCAAGGCUCUGUCAACACCGAUAGCAUUACCACUAUGGAAGGUUUGUACAAUACUGAACCUGUUGGCAGAAAAGAACUUAGGAUGAGUUUACCUCUGUUUUUUCAUCUUUUACUUUAUUGUUUUUAUGUAGUUUUCUCCGGCGCCAAUGUAUCAGAUACCAUUAGCAGUAGUGCUCCCGUGAGAGACUCGGAAACUGUAUUUUCCAGCGGCAGAAGAUUUAAACUGGGAUUUUUCAGCCCUGGGAAUUCUGCAAAUCGUUAUGUAGGUAUUAUGUUCAACCUACCAUCACCAACACCAACUGUAGUAUGGGUAGCUAACAGAGACAAGCCUUUACGUGAUUCUAAUGGAAUACUCACAAUAUCAGAAGAUGGGAAUCUUGUAAUCUUGAAUGGACAGAAGCAGAUUGUUUGGUCGUCCAGUGUUUCAAGCUCUAUAUGGAAUUCAACUGCCGGGCUCUUGGACACUGGCAACUUAGUCCUGAAAGACAGCUCAAAUGGGAGAGUUCUAUGGGAAAGUUUUCAGCAUCCUACAGAUUCUCUCUUACCGUUGAUGAAAAUGGGCAUUAAUAAGUUUACUAACACGACGACUUUCCUGAAAUCAUGGAGAAGUCCUGAUGAUCCAUCCAUCGGGAGUUUCUCAGCUGGCAUUCAACCUCAAUACAUUCCCCAGUCUUUUAUUUGGAACAACAGCUCUCCUUACUGGCGUAGUGGUCCGUGGAACAAACAGAUCUACAUCGGAUUACCAGAAAUGAAAUCUUUUUAUAACUCUGGUGUUGACCUUGUAGCUGAUAAUGCAGGCACCGCAUACCAAACUUAUACCUACCAAAAUCAGUCUUGUAUACUCUAUUAUUCCUUGAAUUCCACAGGGUCUUAUCAGGAGAAGGUUUGGGAUCCAAAUAAGAAGAAUUGGAUGGUAACAUGGGCAAAUCCCCAAAGUGAGUGUGAUUUUUAUGCUAAGUGCGGGCCAUUUGGAAGGUGUAACCCAAAGAGUUCUCCAAUGUGCAGUUGCAUACGAGGGCUUAAGCCGAAAAAUGAAGGAGAAUGGGAGAAGGGAGAUUGGAAUGGUGGUUGCGUCAGAAAUACUGCACUUGACUGUGAAAGAAACAAAACUGAUAUUGACAAGGGCAAGCAGGAUGGGUUUUUGAAGCUGCAGACAAUGGGAGUGCCAGAUUUUGCAAUUUGGGUAUCAUCUACAAAAGAAAACUGUGAGAGUGAUUGUUUGAAAAAUUGUUCCUGCUUGGCAUAUUCAUACUACACAGGCAUAGGUUGUAUGCAUUGGAAUAGAAGCUUAAUUGGUAUUCAAGAAUUCUCCACGGAUGGGGCGGCUGAUUUGUUCAUUCGCCUUGCCUACUCUGAACUUGGUAAUAUACUUCUUUUCGACCUUAAGCUUUCGCACUCCCAUAAAAAUAUUCUCCAAUUCUCAAUGAGUGCUUUAACUUCCAUGGACAAAAGGUAUGCUCAAGAACUGUCUAUAACUCGUACAAGUUUUGCAGCUGCAAAUCACAAGAAACGUAUCCCUGUAGUAGCAAUCACUGUCUCGACGGUCUCAGUAACAGUUACCUUAUGUGGAUAUCUUUUCUGGAAAUUGUUUACUAAGCACAGAGGAAGGAAGAGAAAAAAUGAAGCAUUCUUAAGAGAAGCAUCUCAAAACUAUUACAAGGAAAGCAUGAUUAAAGAUGACAUCAACAAAGUCAAAAUUGAAGACAUGACCUUGUACAGCUUUGACAUGUUAGCAAAUGCAACUGACAAAUUUCACUUGGCUAGCAAGCUGGGGCAAGGAGGCUUUGGUCCAGUCUACAAAGGAAAAUUUCAAGAUGGACAAGAAAUUGCAGUAAAAAGGCUUUCACAGUCUUCUAGUCAGGGGCUAGAAGAGUUUAUGAAUGAAGUCGUCGUGAUCUCUGGACUACAACAUCGUAAUCUUGUUAGACUUCUCGGCUGCUGCAUAGAGAGAGGGGAAAAGAUGCUGGUUUAUGAUUUCGUGCCGAAUAGAAGCUUAGAUGCAUAUAUCUUUGGUUCACACCAGGAAAAGUUCCUUGAUUGGAGUAAGAGAGCCAUCAUUAUUGAAGGAACUGGUCGAGGCCUCCUUUACCUUCACAGAGACUCGAGACUACGAAUUAUUCAUAGAGAUCUGAAAGCAAGCAACAUCCUGUUGGAUGAACAACUAAACCCAAAAAUUUCAGAUUUUGGCAUGGCGAGGAUAUUUGGAGGAAAUCAAGAUCAGGCCAACACUAUAAGAGUUGUUGGCACAUAUGGUUACAUGUCCCCUGAAUAUGCAAUGCAUGGAAGAUUCUCAGAAAAAUCAGAUGUCUAUAGCUUUGGAGUGUUGAUAUUGGAAAUUGUCAGUGGAAGGAAGAAUUCCAGUUUUUACGACGAUGAAGAUGAACUGACUCUAUUUGCAUAUGCAUGGAAGUUGUGGAAUGAAAACAAUAUUGUAAAAUUGGUAGACUCCAAAGUAUUUGAUCCAAGCUUUAAGAAAGAGGUUGUGAGAUGUGUACAUAUUGGAUUAUUAUGUGUUCAAGAAUAUGCAGAAGAUAGGCCAAAUAUCUCCACGGUUCUAUCAAUGCUCACUAGUGACAUUGCUGAACUACCUACUCCUAAGCAACCUGCAUUUACCGGAGGCGGAGGACAUGGUUCUUCAGAGCAAGGAUCUUCUAAUAGCCAAGUUUCUGUGAAUACUGAUUCCAUAACUGUAGUGGAACCACGAUAGGCUGUAAAGUUUUCAACAGGCAGGCAAAGAUCAUUUCUUUCCUUAAAAUUGUAUGUAACUGUAGCUAUUUCUUUUUCUGAUGCUUUCCCAAAAACUGUGGAGUAAUAUUUAACCGUUGUGAUUGCGAAAAAAAUCUAAUUUUACAACUAUGAUCAACAUUA
This is a messenger RNA of Nicotiana tabacum (common tobacco), 5467 nucleotides long. Its product is annotated as G-type lectin S-receptor-like serine/threonine-protein kinase At1g11300. Gene Ontology annotation, cellular component: plasma membrane. Gene Ontology annotation, biological process: recognition of pollen; protein phosphorylation. Gene Ontology annotation, molecular function: ATP binding; protein serine/threonine kinase activity. NCBI's taxonomy places the organism in Eukaryota, Viridiplantae, Streptophyta, Magnoliopsida, Solanales, Solanaceae. The record is from RefSeq and is a predicted model, not a curated record.